AUGACGUUCAAGAUCCGCCCCCGCGUCGCGCUCGCGUCCCUCGUCGCCGCCGCCGCCGCCGCCGCCGCGCUCCUCGCCGUCCCCGGAGCCGCCGCGGAGUGCGCGCCCUUUUGCGCGCAGGUCGAGCCCGACGCCCGCGCGGAAGUAACGCGCUGCGACGCGUGCGGCGACGACCCCGCCGCCGCGUUCGACGAAACGCGCGCGGCGUGCGAGGAGGAUGGCGAGGUGUGCUGCGAGGACUGGUGCCGCUGGGUCCCGUCCGCGACGCGACCGGUCGUCGCGCUGUGCGAAGGCUGCGAGGAGGAGGACUUCCCACGAGGCGUUGGGUGCGCGUCGUGGUGCGGGUUCGUCCCGGAGGCGGUGCACGGCGUCGUGCCGCCGUGCGCGCGCUGCGGCGGCGGCGACGACGACGACGACGACGACGACGGUGCCCUGAAGUAG
Molecule: messenger RNA, 441 nt
Organism: Micromonas pusilla CCMP1545
Lineage: Eukaryota; Viridiplantae; Chlorophyta; Mamiellophyceae; Mamiellales; Mamiellaceae
Exons: 1
Coding region: 1-441 (146 amino acids)
Source: RefSeq, a predicted model, not a curated record